UGAUAAAAAAAGAGCAAAGCAGCUAUACAGCGACCACGAUGACGAUCUUCGAGCAUUGUUUGGGGAUUUAGACCGGUUGGUUUCACUUAGGAUUGGAUUGUUCGGUUCGGGGUGCACCCGGAACGAGAGAGAUGAAAUGAGUGAAGAGGUUGGGGUCGGUUUUCGCCGCGACCACGAGGUGUCGCCAUCGCGCACUGCUCGCUGGCGGCCACCAUUGUUAAAUCCUGCUUUGGUUGAUGUCUCGACGAUUUUUUGGCCAAAAAUCGUAAAUUUGCAUGCCUCGCACGGGCCGCGUAAGCUAGGUAGGUAAUCGGCAAUAUCACCAACGAUACGUGAAUUCUUCAACAAUAUUACGGUGAUAGUGAUGUGCAUUAAUUUACAACGGUUCAACUGUAAAUCUUGUGAAAUAAAAUGUGGCAUCGAUUUACGCAAAGAAAGGAACCAUGUCGGGGUGUUGGUGUUGCCAGUGAUGCAUGCGUGCCGGCAGCAGCGUUGCUUUAUCACCCUCUUAGGAUGAUUUGAAUAACCGAUCCUCGAUACCGAAUCACAACUUUAAUUAUUAAUCGACAAAACUGCCAGUCCUACCGCUUUGUUUCGCGUUUCAGUAUCAACGUCAGAUUAAUUAUUUCGUCGUACCUAGCUGGACCUCGAAUCAAAUCACGGUACACCUUGUACACAUCACCUUAUAAUUUAUUCGUUCAAAAUUUCUGGUUAUAAGUUUUGAGAAGCCAUCUGCGCUAAAUUGCUGCGUGAUUUUUUCGGUUGUGUAUGAAUGCUAUGCUCAUCAGUCUUCACAUUCCACCCUCGUACUCUGCACUAGGUUAUCCGAAUCUUUUGAGAUACUGUUUGGCACUCUUUUGCACCAACCUGCAGCUUGCUAAUAGUUGUUUGCGAAUUGUGUAUAUUAUUAUGCAAAUGUUUCAAUCAUUUCUAUCUUUCAUUCCUCGCGCGAUUUUUGCUCUAUUCCUCCAUAUUUUUAUCUGUGGUUCCCUGUUUCGGUAGCUUUGAUACACUGUGCUCAAAUUUGAUUUUUAUGCCGUUUUUCGCUCGCGCCAAAAUUAUGUAAAAUAUUCAAUUGGGACAUUGAACGUCUAACAUUUACGGUGCACAGUGUAUUAAUCUUCAUGUGAAUUCAACUACUGUCAUUUGUGUAUGCUCACCAAUGACUUGAAACACUAGAGUUUACAUUGCAUGAAUGAGCAAUGAAAAUACUUGAUUUUACUGCCGAAAAUAUGUUGGAUGUUAGUGUGAAAUAGAGUGAGAAUCUAUCGAAUUAAUCUUGACAAAUUCACAGUUGUGGACAACUAACAGUUUCUCAUGUUCUGUAAUGCGUUGAAAAUAUCGUUUCAUUUAUUCUCUGAUCUUGUGUUUAGCAGUUGGAAAAAUUUUUAUUAGUUUGUUGGUCACAUCAUGAAUGAUAUUAUUUCAUUGUGUCAUCAAAUACUGCCUUAUUUUUAAAGUGGAAAUGACAACCUAAAAUCGGAAUUUAGCAGAUGAGUUUGCCGGUUUCCUGCUACCAUCUCUUCAUGUUGAGCCAAUUGAGUAUUGUUCUGUAAUUAUGCAAGAUAUAUUUUUGCAAGUGAUAUGCUUGCGUAAUUAAUGAAGACGAAAUUGUUAUUCAAGAACCUGAGGCAACUACAAAGAUACCAGAGUGGACAAAUGUGCAUAUAAGAACUGAGAAUCCUCGUUAAACCUUCUAAAAAAAAAAAAAACAAUUCUGCUACCAGCUGAUGGAAAAUUGGACAUCAAAAGUAGGAUUGCACAUGGCCUCACAGCCCUGAAGCUCAGCAUGAUCUAAUCAUCAGAGAUAAUUAUGUUACUUCCAAUAAUGGGCUCCCAAGUUUGGAAACUGCAUCACAAUGGGGUACUUCGACCAAUUGUUGGUCACAGAGCUACCAACAACGUUGGUUGGUAGCGUAUAAUAUCGCGCAAAAAAUAUUUAGUAUUUGCGCAAAAAAGGACAACCUAAUUGAUUUCAGUCCUAAUCCAGUUUAUUCACGUUGAACUUAUUCGUGUUGAUAAUUCGUUUAAUUUUUUGGUAUUCGUGAUACGGCUCCAUUCCUAUUGCAGGUGUUUAUCACCUUAGUCACUGUACAUUGAAAGUUAUAAGAGUGGAGUAAUUUGUUCAUAUGUUCUCAAUAGCAUUAUUGAUGCACAGGAUCGUUCUUGUGUUCUCUUAUAUGUUGGAUCCAGUGAGAGUAAUAAGUUUUUAAUUGAUACUUGCUUCUUUUAGUUGCUCAUAACACAUGAUAAAGGACUGUUUCAUACGCUGCAGCAAGUUUGUUAAAAUUGCAGUCUUUUUGUGAUUGUGAUGAACAUCAAUGUAAUUAUUUGAUUGAACGUGUAAUUAUCUCGAGGCAAUCAAGACACGGCGUAAUUCAUAAACACCGAAACAGUAUCAAAUUUGUUAAAUCGUACGUUGGAAUAUGAGUACGUUCUUGUGGUGAAGUAAUCUCACAGUUAUACAUUAUUAUCGUGUUACGUCGAUAUUGAAUCAGCGGAAUCAGAGUAGCUAGAGCUUAUUAUUUAUAGGAUAAGGUUUAACGUGAUUCGAUAGAACAUUCCAAGAUUGAAAAAAACAAAUACUCGUAAAGUUAUUUCUACACGAAAUUAUUCGGAGGAACCAUAAUUUAGUAGAAUAUAAUUGUAAAACUUUAUUCAACCUUUUCAAUGGUGCACCAGUAGUAUUACCGAAUUUUCUACUGAACUUUGUAAUCAUGGAAAUUCAAUAAGUGAAGAGUAUUCUUAUCAAAUAAUAAAAACGCGUGUAAAAUUGCUUGAUUUCAAUUUCUGAUCGUGGGUGGGAAAAUAAUUAAUUGAACACGAAUUGCAAGAGUAUUUUAUCCUACAAACGUUGGGUAAAUCGAAGAUUUCAAGAUGUCUGGCCAGUAUCCCGGACACAGUCGACCCCCGGUAGGCACGCCCCCCCCUCAAACUGUAUGGAAUCACUUGACCAUGGCACAAGGACAAGGACUGAGUAUGCAUCCUACGGCAUUACCAGGUGCAGCUUUGAAUGCUCCUGGAUUUUACACACAUCCAUCCAUGGCCAGAGCAUCUCAUUUGGCAUCUCAACUGACUCCACAACUAGCGCACACGCAAGCGCCGCCGACUUGGCAUACACCAACAGUCCCUCCGAAGCCUGUAACACCAUCGAGUGUACCUGGCAAUCCUCUGUUUAGCUUACAAAUGUUGGUUGACAAUCGACAAAACCAAAGCCAAUACAGGAAUUCCCCCGGCACUCAGAGCACCUUGGACCUUUCUGCAACUUCGGAUAUAGCAGAAAAUUAUUCGAGGAUACCACAAGAUAUUCCAAUCAGCUUAACAGCUAGAAGCGUUGACAAAAGCAGUAGAAAUGGGAAUAUUAUAUCACCCUUAAAUGGUGAAACUUCGUCUGACAGUGGUAUCAGUUCUUCAGUUCCAACGCCAAAUUCUAUCAGUGAACCGGUGUCAUUGUCUACAAAAGAAAUAAUGACACCCAAAAUAACUGUGAAAAACUUUGAAAGCAACUUGAAAGGCGUCGCGAAUCUCCAUGACAAAGUCAAAGAACAUACCAUGGAUUCUUUUGUUCAAAAAGUCAUCAACUUGCCACCUAGUGUUACCAUUGAAAGAGUUUCAACAGAAAAAAAAGAUCUUGAAGUAUUAAAAUCCAAAGAUUCCUUAAGUGUCAUUGCACAAGGACCUCGAAGUAUAUUACCAGUUAUUGUUAAUUUAACAUCCAAAACAACUGACAGGGAUGUUACAGAUAGUCCAAAGAGAGAAGGAAAUGACAUCGACAGAAAAAUUGAAGAAUACAGUGCUCGAUCCCCCAAGAAUCCUCCAAAACGUGGUAAAAAAGGGGUGGAUUCUCUGUUGGAAAAGUUGGAAGGAGGGAAUAAAAAACUUGGGUGCAUAGAGAAUAUUGGCUCAGUCAUCGUAACUUCAAUUGAAGAAAAAGAUGCAUGCAGCAUUCAAAGUAUGUCUCCUGAACGUCAAAAGUCUAAAUCACCGAGCAGAGAGGAUGAAGUUAUUUCGCCGUCUUUUAGUAACGAUGAUUCUAACGACAAUGCCAAACAACGUAGGAAAAGAAAAUUAGAAAAACCUGUCAGACUAAGUAAGGAUUCAAAAAAUGAGGUUGAAGAUAUGGAACUGGAACCAACCGAAUCUUCUGUGGCAAGAAUAUGUGAACCAAUACAAGAAAAAGUGAAUUCAACACCUAUCCUGAAGCAAGAAGAUAGGAUAGAAGAAAAUCAACCUAUCAGAAGGCGGAGAAGCAGCGAAGGACCUGCCUCCAAUGUACCCCCAAAUAAUCAGAGAGCAAGGAGAAAAUCUAGUGACGAUGCAACAGAGUUUUCUAAGGUGACAAGUCCUAAAGGUAUCCCUACCGCCAACCCAUUCAACGAGGUUGAAUCUGAAUUGGAAAAAAUGUUUGCUGGUAUCGUUGAAACUGACGUAGACACAAAAAAAGAGUUGCCCAGAAUUGAACUGGCAAAUACAGCAAAAGAAAGUGUUUCAAAUGUUGAUAAUGUGAACAGCGAAAUGGCAAUUCAAGAUACGAAAGCAACGGAUGUAACAUCUACUGUUGAUAACAAACCAUCAACACGUAAGAUAAAAAAAGGUAAAAGUCGAGGAGGCAAAAGGAAAAUACCUGGAUCUACGGACGCGAUUUUCGGCGGUGUCAUUAGUGAUUUGCCACAGAAGGACACCAGGAAAAAGCGAGCGUCCAAAAACACAAAAAAACAAGAGGUGGUUAAAAAAACUAAAAGAACCACAAAAGUUGAUGGGCUCAGAGAAAUGGCCUACGAUUCUGGCUCUAAUGCCAGUUCUAUCAGAUCUAGAGGACCGGUGGUACAUGUGGAAGGGCCUCGAGAUAGUCCAUUAAGUGUUCAAGUAGUUAAUGCUCCACGAGAAGAAGAAGAGGAGAAAAGUAAAGAAAAACGGAAAAGUGUAGGGAAUGGUAACGCUGGACGCAGCAAGAGGCUUAGUCAUCAAAAUGAUCUUGAUUAUCGUGGUAAAGUCAGCAGAGCUGGUCUAUUCAGUUCUACCUUAUCCUCUCGGUACGAUGCACACACCACAGAUUCUACAUGGGUUUGCGUGUUUUGCAAGCAGGGACCACAUUCUGUGAUUCCUGGUGACCCGGCAAGGCCACACCCAAAUCUAUCAGGUCCUCACAUAGCUCCUGGAACAUACAUGGUUCCCGCUGGUGUCCUGAGUGAUUUGUUCGGACCAUAUUUGAUAGGCAAAGAACGAUUAGAAGAAGGAGUAAUGUCUGCGGAUGAACAAGAAAUAACGACGGAGCAAAAGAAAGGUGGAAAAAAUAAAAGAAGUCUGAGACAUGCAGGUUUGGCAGAUCAAUUUGCAGCAAAAAUGGGAAAAAAAAAGAGAAACUCAGUCGAGGGAGGAACUAAUACCAUAUUGACGGGAAUGACGCAGUUGCCAGGAGAAGAGCAACGGUGGGAAGUAUGGCUCCACGAACAGUGUGCUGUAUGGGCUGCAGGUGUUUACAUGGCAGGUGGUCGUGUGACAGGGCUUCAAGAAGCAGUUUGGGAUGCUGCAAAGUCAGUUUGCAGUUCAUGUGGUUUCACAGGGGCCAACAUUGGGUGUGUAAAGCGUGGCUGUCGAAGCGUCACACAUUAUCCUUGUGCUCUUACCAAGGGCUGGCUGCUUGACACAAAUCAGUACAUACCCAAAUGUAAUCUUCAUCGAGUUACGUGAAACUUUGGUGAGUCAGUAAAUAGGGAAAAAUUUUACAAAAUCCAUCGAAAUGAAGUCAGGAUACGCAGUACGUUUGUAAACGUGGACUUCCUAGGUAUGUGACAAGUGGAAGAUGUCAGAUGUUACAAAUGGACUAUCGGCAGCAGUUGAUCACCUAUGCAAUGGACAACUGUAAUUACCUCCACGGAACAGUGAAAUCUGCCUUUUUCCUUUGAUCAUCAGUUUAGCUACACUUAGCAAUUACUGCCAAUUAUUGAAUGUGUUUAACUGCUGUAAUGCGCUGGUAGCUUGCUAGAGCAAUACGAUCGCUGAUUUCAUUCCUACCAUAUUAAUUGAUGCUUGCCAUUACUAAUCAUUGUAAGCAUAAAUCAAUCAUGAAGCUGUGGAAGAGCUCGCAUAUAGACUGCAAAGCAAUUCUAGUAAAGUCAAAUUGUCGAAAAUAACACUUGGAGAAAAUUUAAUUGAUUUCUUAAUCCUAAAUUUCAUAGAAUUAAUCUUGGCGUUUGAGUAGAAAAAGAAGAAUUUUGUCAUGAAUGAAAAGUCUGUUUAAGAUCUGAUACAGCUGUGUGAAAAUUUUGACAAUUAUUUCAUUUUUAAAAUGUAAGAGGCAAGUUAUACAAAAAUUUAUUGAAAUCGAAAGGUUUCCUUAACAACAGCCGAUUUUGAAAAGUCACGAAAAUAUUAUUUCAUAAUCGGUAACUUCUGGUUGUCGGGGUCAUUGAACGAACUGUAUAGAGGUAGCUUUUAUGCUGUUCUUCAUGGUAGUAGACAACUAUCGACAUGCAUGAUUAAUAUCUACAUUAUUGUAGUAAAUCUAUUGACAACCUUAUAACGUUAUAUAAAAACGUACCGUAAUUUUGAGACACCUUAUAAUGCUGGAAAAAGGAUAUUUCCUCACAAUGAAUUUUACAAGCACGCAAUAUAUUACACUAUUUGGUGUUGUAUGAUUAAGUUUACUCUGACCAAUGUAAGGCUGAGCAUCUAUUUGGUCUUACGAGCACUAAUGCUAUAAUGCUGUUCCAGUCUCAUAUAAUCUAGAAAUAUUGAAUUUUAGGCAAAAGCAGACUAUGUUGUCUUCAACUUAAAAAUUAUGCAAGAUUUACUUUACCAAGUAUAUAUUGCCGGUUUCAUCGACAUACUGAUCAGCUGUGGGUGAGAGGCACUUUUUCCUAUUACUCCAGAGAGUGAUAAACAGUGGAAUAGUAGUUUUGAAUGACUGGCUGUAUUUGAAUUAUGGAUACGCAUCAGCUUAUAUAUUUCACAUUUUUAUCACAAUACUUAACCCCGUGUACAGGAACAGCACUAUAGAUUAUGCCUUUUUUUAUCACGUCAAACUGUCGAUAUCAAAGUAUUUAUUUACAAUACCGAAUUUCCGUCGAAUAUAUAAAACGACGGAAUCAGAGUUCAAGUCUUGAAAUAAAUGAAUAGUUAUAUACUGGCUAUGGAAAAGAGUCCAUACUCCAUGUGAUCGUGUGCUGAGUUCGAAUUGUCCAAAUCAAUCUCAAACUCUGUUUGAGCAUCAAAAUUUAUGAAGACGUGGUUGGUGAAGGUUCACGCUAUCCACAGUGUCGACGAGCAAUUCACUCAAAUGCAACGUUUGUAAGCUACAACUGUCGAAAUUUUAUUUGACUCUGAAACGCAUUGUUCAGUAAUUAGUCGUAAUGUAUUUGAAGCUUGGCAAUGGAAACAAUCAUUUAUUCUUGAUCGUAUUACAUACAAAAAGGAAAACAGAUUUUCGCUAUGGUAGAGGUGAUAAAAGGCGUUCUAGCAUAUUAAGAAGACUUGUAAAAAAAAAUUAAGGUCGUGUAAAUAAUUUUAUUUCUUGUAGGCCAAAAUAUAAUUAGUUAGUUGUUUUUUUUUUCCUUUGACAUUAAGCGAAAUGGAAAAAAUCAUUUUCAGAUCGUAGAUUUAUAAAAUUAUCAAAGAUAUCAAUUCGUUGUACAUAGUAGGAAUAACUUGUAUAAAGUACAAUGAAAAACAAAAACUCGAAAGCAAACAAAAAGAAAAACAACAUGAAGAAGCGUGAUGUUGAUUUGUAAUUAAAUUUCGAGAAUCAUUACUGAAUGGCGAGACGAAGAGUAGAUAACAGCAUUAUUCAGUUAUCGAUCAUUGUGCAUGGUCGUAUAAUUGAGCAUCUCAUGUGAUCCGAUCCUUAGGACCCAAUAAACUGAAACUAAUUAGGCACAAUUUUCAAUCCCCUCGAUAGAAAAACUCAUUGUUAAUUGAAAAAAGAUUACCAUACUACAAAAACUCUCAAGAACAAAAAUACGCUUUUGGUUUGUUGAUGGAGGAUAUUAAGAAAACGAUCAAAUCCUGCGAUCCUUUGAAAAUCGGAAGCAAACUUUUAUUUCAGAAAAAUUGUAAUACUUGUGAUAUAACAAAUUUCCGGGGAUGAUGAUGUAUCCGAAUGUUUAUUCCUUUUUGUUCCCGUAUCACUUUUCACCGCUGUCUAUUUUUCAUCGUUUCUUUGUAAUUAAAAAAAAAAAAUCGUCCCCUUUCUUUGUACAAUAAUUAAUUGUGUAAAGUAUCAGAGUAUUUAGUGGACAUUUAGUAGCGUAUUUCGUGGUCUGAGAGAACGGGAUACGAUUGAGUUUGGUGUGUAAAAUAAAAAUAACAAAAAAUAAUAUAAAAAUAUUGAAAAAUAUUAGAACUUGGCUUGUACAUUGCUAAGUAAAAUAUAGGAGAUAUUGGAAUAUAUCUUAAUAAUAACCUGGGUAUAAUUAUCAAAACAUUUCGUUUGUUAAUUGUAUAGAGUUAACAUCGAAAUGCGGAAGCGUAAUACCUAAUUUGUAUAAAAUUUAUUAUUAUACAAUGUAUAAAAUGCCACUUCCGAGUCCUUACGACUCGAAAAAAAACAAAUGAUAAUUAUAAAACGUUUCACAAACUAGUAGAUAUUUUUACUUUUUACAUAGAUAAAUGCUAUUUUUUCCUUUUCCCCUCGGUCCUCGUUAUGUGUAUGUAAUUUCUGUGACCUGGUUUAAUAAUAACAUUGAACAGAAGAAUUUGCUUCAAUCUCUAUUUAAUUAUGUGCAAAAUAAAUCCCCACAGUUUAUAGUGGUCGAUCCAAAGUAGAUUAAGUAUAAAUCUUUGUGUAAUAUAAAUAUAAUGAAUAAUAAAAGACGGUAUGAAUCACUUGAUAA
Molecule: messenger RNA, 8831 nt
Organism: Athalia rosae (coleseed sawfly)
Lineage: Eukaryota; Metazoa; Arthropoda; Insecta; Hymenoptera; Athaliidae
Exons: 7
Coding region: 2878-5691 (937 amino acids)
Biological process (GO): regulation of transcription by RNA polymerase II
Cellular component (GO): nucleus
Source: RefSeq, a predicted model, not a curated record